AUGUUGCGCCGCACCCUGCGAAGGCUGCAGUACAACGCCCCUCUGUCGUACCCGUACGGCCCGCCAAACGCUGCGGGGGCCACCUACGACGUCUCAACCACCGCCACUGACGCCAGCAGCAGCAGCGGCGGUGGUCCCAACACGGGAGGGGGGCGGCUGCUCAUGCAGCGGAGCUCCCGUGUUUACCUCAACCCCGCCUCUUUUGUGAUGCCGGUGCCGCGCAACACGAUCCUUAACAUCGUUCCGCAGGGUCGCCAGUACGUCGUGGAGCGGCUGGGGCGCUACCACCGCACGCUAGACCCCGGCUGGUGGUUUGUGGUGCCGCUGCUGGACAGAAUCCGCUACUGCUACAGCGUGAAGGAGCAGGGGGUGGAGAUCCCGAAUCAGUCGGCUAUCACCUCCGACAACGUCAUGGUAGAGAUAGACGGUGUCCUCUUCCUGCGCAUCGUCGACGCGGCGAAGGCGAGCUACAACAUUGAGAACCCCGUCUACAACCUGCUGAACCUUGCCCAGACGACGAUGCGCAGCGAGAUCGGCCGCCUCGACCUUGACACACUUUUCCGCGAGCGCACGCAGCUCAAUAAGAACAUCGUCGAGGUGCUGCGCCGCGAGGCAAACGACUGGGGCAUCGAGUGCAAGCGGUACGAGAUACGCGAUAUCACCGUCAGUGAGCUCGUGCGGCGCUCCAUGGAUCUGCAGGCCGACGCGGAGCGGCGCAAGCGGCAGCUCAUCCUGCAGUCGGAGGGCGAGGCGCAGGCGGAGGUGAACCGCGCGGAGGGGCUCAAGCGGGCCCAACGCUGCGCCGCCGAGGCGCAGCGAUACACCGUCGUGCAGCGCGCAGAGGCGGAGGCGACGGCCACCAGCGUCAUGGCCGAGGCGGUCUCGAAGAGCGUCACGGUGGUCGCGGCGUCGCUGGAGAAGACCCCGCGCAGCAGCGACGCUGUCGCCCUGCGGGUGGCGGAGAAAUACAUUGAUAAGUUCGGCGAACUCGCCAAGGCGACCAACACGGUGGUCCUUGGGAAGAAUGUUGGAGACCCCGCGGAGUUCUCGGCGCAGGCCCUCUCCGUCUUUAACACUCUCAGCGCUGUCACAGGCGGUGGCAGCGGCGGAGUCACCACUUCCUCCGCGUCGUCUUCCGCAGGCACCGCGUAA
This is a messenger RNA of Trypanosoma rangeli, 1152 nucleotides long. RefSeq names its product SPFH domain/band 7 family protein. The coding region runs from base 1 to 1152 and encodes 383 amino acids. Gene Ontology annotation, cellular component: membrane. The record is from RefSeq and is a predicted model, not a curated record. The transcript has a single exon. NCBI's taxonomy places the organism in Eukaryota, Euglenozoa, Kinetoplastea, Trypanosomatida, Trypanosomatidae.